AUGCCGAGACUGAAGGUGAAGAUAUUCUGCGCUAUAAUUACACUGUCGUCCACACUUUUUCAGGAUAAUCUGCCUUACCGUUCUGCGAAUCCUGAGAUAAUUGGAAAUGAUUUGCUGUUCUUUGGCGAUCCAUCUUACAAGAACGAGCUUGUUUCUUGCACUCAGCUAGUUCUAGGUGAACUUGUAGACUCUAUAGAGCAAGAAUCUUCACAGAUUGCUCGUGGGAACAUGGCGCUUGAAGCUUGCAAUUGCGUAUCAUCAGCACUAAAUAUGAAUGAGAAAGUCUCACAACUUUGCUUGAGACUGUUCGAAAUCGCAAGAGGGUGUUUGGGAGCCAAGGACAGAACUUAUCCCAAAAUUGGGCUUAGGUUAAAACUAAAAGCUAGUGUGGUGCCUCCUUCCGAAUCUGGUGAUACCGAUACCUUCCUCAUCGUAAGUGGAGCAAUGAUCUCCAUGUAUUUUGGUAGCGAAUUCUGUGGUUCCAUCGUUGCUUUUCAAGUCGCUCCAAGUUGA
Messenger RNA from Microthlaspi erraticum, 513 nucleotides. The record is from the annotation of a GenBank genome assembly. NCBI's taxonomy places the organism in Eukaryota, Viridiplantae, Streptophyta, Magnoliopsida, Brassicales, Brassicaceae.